CCUGGGCGGGGACAGGAGCUCGGCGCGUGGGUAGGAAGCAGCCGCGGCGGCUGUUGAGGGAAGAAAAUGGCGGCGGCCGCCGCGCAGCUCAGUGAUGAGGAGCUUUUCUUCGAGCUACGGCGACUCGGCUUCUCCCCAGGGCCGGUAACGGAAAGUACCCGGCCGGUCUACCUGAAAAAACUGAAGAAGCUUCGAGAGGAAGAAAGGACCGGAGGGGCCCGCGGCGCUGCCGCCCCUACCAAGACCCGGAACAGUAACAACAAUAACCCGGGGGCAGGAGGCGGCGGCGGCGGCUUCUUAGGCGUUAGGCUGGCUAACACCAAUCUUUCCCCUCUUGCUGGGACUGCGGGCGGCGGCCGGGCACGACCCACGGCCACGGCUGGGCUUUGGGAGCAGACUGAGGGCGGGCGGGAGUCUGGGGGCGGCGGCGGCGCAGAGGACGACGACGACGCCGAGGCGAAGGAGGAAGGAGAGGAAGAGCCGCCGCGGGAGCGGUGCAAGGCUCGGGCCGUGAACGGGAAUCGGUUCCUUGGCGGCGGCGGCGGCGGCCCGAUUAGGAGGGAGAAGUACUCUGACUCGGAAGAGGACGAGGAGACGCCGGUUACUGGGGCCAAGCCGCAGGGAUCGAAAGAGGAGGCGCUUGCUCGCCACUACUUGGCCAAGAAGAGCCUGAGCAAAUCCAUUGCCCCCUUCGCAGCACAUAAAUGUGCGGCAGGCGGCGGCGGUUUGAUGGAGACGGGGCAGGGUCCUGCCUUGGGCGGCGGCGGCGGCGGCGGCCUUUGCUUAGACGCCAGGCUGGCUGCUGCCACCGGUCGGGGGAAAAAUCUGGAGGAGGAGGAGGAGGAAGUGUCAGUGGCCAGAAGAGAUGGCGAUUAUCUCGACUCCAGCCCCCUCUACCCGAGAUACCGCUCCAGUUCUUCUAAGAAAGCUCAUCAGCUGGUAUUGCCGCCACCACUCACCGACUUGGACCCUAGCAAAAUGACCGAUUCCUUGGGUGGUCACAGAAAGCCAGCCAAUAAUCAUGUUCUCCCCGGUGCUGUUGGUGGCUACAGUACUGAACCGAGGAUAUAUACUGCUGCCAACAGCCUUUCUCCAGGUGCUACUGCUUCCACCUCCACUAGAAUUAAUCACUCCAACCACACAGGUUCCAACCAUAACUACCUGAAAAACACCUACAAACAGAAACUUUCAGAGCCGGAAGAGGAUCUUCUUCAGCAGUUCAAGAGAGAAGAAAUAUCCACUACAGGAGGCUUCAGUGCUCAUUACCUGUCUAUGUUCCUCUUAACUGCUGCUUGUUUGUUCUUUCUGAUACUGGGACUCACUUACCUAAGAAUGAGAGGUUCAGGAGUAGCUGAGCAUGUGGGAAUUGACAAUAAAGAUCAGGUUCCCUUACUUGAGAUGAAAGGAAAUGAAACAAUUCUCAUGAAUAGCUUAUACAUACUUCAUGAAAAGCUGGCACAAAUAGCAGGAGAUCAUGAAUGCGGCAACUCUGUCAACAAUGGUCUUUCCGUCCAGGAAGCAGCUUCAUAUUUAAAAAGUUUAGGUCCAGAAUAUGAAAACAUACUUAAUGACUCUCUGCAAUGGAUUCUAAAUAGUGGAGAAGAUGUUGGUAUAAAGUGUGUUGGCCGCAGUUUGGAUGAGGAAUCUAUAGCCAAUAUAAGUGAUGUAAAAUACCUAGUAUCGACUAGGCCACAGAUGUCUUUUACAUGUCGUUUUCGUCGUGCAUUUAUUAUUGUGACAUGUAGAUCAGUAUUUCUACUUUUAGGUGUAGGGAUGGUUUGGGCAGUCUUAAGGUAUAUGAAAUAUCGGUGGUCUAAGGAGGAAGAACAGACCAGACAGAUGUAUGAUAUGGUUGUAAAGAUCAUAGAUGUUUUAAGAACUCACAGUGAAGCAUGCCAAGAAAAUAAAGACCUGCAGCCAUAUAUGCCUAUUCCCCAUGUUCGAGAUUCUUUGAUUCCACCAGAAGACAGGAAAAAAAUGAAGAAAGUAUGGAAUAGAGCUGUUGACUUCCUUGCUGCUAAUGAAUCUAGAGUUCGCACAGAAACUCAAAGAAUAGGUGGUGCUGACUUCCUGGUUUGGAGAUGGGUACAGCCAUCUGCAUCAUGUGAUAAAAAGUUAGUCAUACCAUCUAAAGUAUGGCAAGGGCAAGCAUUUCAUCUGGACAGAAGAAAUUCUCCACCAAAUAGCUUGACACCAUGCUUAAAGAUCCGCAAUAUGUUUGAUCCAGUUAUGGAAAUAGGUGACCACUGGCACUUGGCAAUUCAAGAAGCAAUCUUGGAAAAGUGCAGUGAUAAUGAGGGAAUUGUUCACAUAGCAGUAGACAAAAAUUCACGAGAGGGUUGUGUGUAUGUCAAGUGUUUGUCUCCAGAAUAUGCUGGAAAGGCUUUUAAAGCAUUACAUGGGUCUUGGUUUGAUGGCAAACUUGUAACAGUAAAGUAUCUACGGCUAGAUCGAUAUCAUCAUCGUUUUCCCCAAGCUAUUUCUUGCAAUAUUCCAUUGAAGCCAUCUAGUACACACAUGAACUCGAUGUCACAUCUUCGUCUCCGGACAGGCACAACUAACUCUCAGGGGAACUCCUGAGACAUUUUAUUGCUAUUAGAACUGUUGACCUGCAGCAGGAGCAUUUCCUGUCUGACCCUGUCUUCCACUUUUACUACUUUUGUAUGUUAACAGUUUCAUUAAUCAACGUUCCAGAGGCCUCACUUUUUUGGAUGUCUGAGCAAUGAGGCUGUAAUAGUGAGUAAAAGGAACAGUUGCUCUGUAUGUAAAGUAUUUUGGAGCUCAACUGAACCAACACUUUUUAAGUUUUGCAUGACAUAUGUUGAAUUUAUUAAACAUUCUCAGAUGUGGCUGUAUUUUUGCACCAACAAGUGUUUGAUAACAGUCUAAAAGCAUGGAGAAGUACUGUAUUUCCAUAGUUUCCUGUGAAAUAAUAUUGUGGGUAUUUUGUAACAAAACCACCUACAGUUUCUGAUGGAAAGUGAGUAGAAAUGUUAGUUCAUGUCUGGGUUUCUGUUUAUGUUGCUGUAAAAGCUUCAUCUGUGUCAGCCUAGAGAUGGAGAAGAACUUCUUGUGUUAGAGAGGGAAAACCAACUGAAUGCAGAUGUACCAGUUUAGUAUAUAAAUGUAGUUGGUGGCAGCAGCGGCAGCAGCAGCAAAAGUAAUCUUGUUUUGUGAGGAUGUUUGCAUUAAAGCAGCAAAUAAGCUUCCUAUUUUAUUCAUAACCUAAUGUUUUAUAUAUUUUGGCUGUACCAAUACAUAAAGGCCAAACAACCUUGAAGUAUUAGAUAUACAUUAAAUAUCUUUUUUUUAGGUUUUAUAUUAAAAUACACAGUUAUGAUUUUUGUGUGAAUGGAUUCAUAUUAUAACUGUGAUAAUGGAUUCAAAUUUAUGUGAGCAAUAAAAAAGCAAUUGGCAGGUACUCAAACACUUUGUGAAAAGUUUCAUUACAAAAGUAAGGCUCUGAUAAUAUACCACUGGGGAAUUUACUGUCCUGUAGAUACGGUGCCUAAGUAUGUGUGUAAAACUAAACAGAUGCACAUUGUGUGGAAAGAAAACAUUGAUGAGAGCUGGGAAAUGCAGUACAUUUACAUGAAGACUUGUUUAUGUUCAAUAUUAAAAUUUGUGCAUUGUUUACACCUAAAACUGCGAGUUACUGAAAAUAUUAAAAAAUUGGAUACAGAAGUUCCUGCUGAAGCAGCAUAACGGUCAGUCCAGCUGGAUACUGUAUGAAUGAAGAGAUGGGAAACCAAUCAUUUGAAAGUACAUCUAUUAAAGCCCAGUUUUAUUGUAGAUAUGGAUCUGCAGCAUGAUAUUGCACAAAUAAUGCACGUUUUCUUAUGGUUAAGUGAACAUGAUGCACACUUCUGUAAUGGAAAAUCCUAUUGUGCCUUAACUUUGUGCUUUCUAUUUGUGGGCAACAUGUUUAAUAAUGGACAGUUUCUUAUCUGGAAAAAUCUGUUUUAUGUCCUGGAUGCUAACAAACAAGUAUGUGUAAUAUAAUCAGUCAUGCAAAAUUCUACUCACCAAGAAACAAGUACAUAUUUUUGACAAGCGAGUAGAUUUUUGUCAAAUCUGGUAGAUUUUUUUCAUGAGAUUUACUAUACAUAUACAAAUAUGUAUAAUAUACAUGUAUAUGUAUUUAUAUGUAUAUAAUCAGAUUUUGCUGUAUUUGUGCAUCAUAGUGAUUUAUUGACCUGAUCUUAGUAACCAUCUUGUGACUUGUUGCAAGUGUGAAUGUAAAAUUUAGUUGUGGCAGUUUAAAAGGUUGCCUUUUGAUGCAGAUGCAUCUUUCUUGCUUCUAAACUAUUUGUAAAGACUGUACAUUUAUUAUGGUAAUCUGUACUAUUUUGCAGCUUAUUUUACCUUUAAAAUGUUGACCAAUAUUCCUCCCUGCAAGACAGAUGGGAAUGUGUAUAAUACCUUGGACAUUUGAGAAAAUCAGAUGUUUGUAAUUUGUCAUUUGUCCUGUAAAAACAAAAAGCAAAGCAAAACAAAACUAAUUAAAGAUUUAUUAGGGCUUUUUA
Molecule: messenger RNA, 4526 nt
Organism: Pogona vitticeps (central bearded dragon)
Lineage: Eukaryota; Metazoa; Chordata; Lepidosauria; Squamata; Agamidae
Source: RefSeq, a predicted model, not a curated record